AUGGCUGAAAGUUGUUUCAUCCUACUUCUAUCUUCAACAUUGAUUCUAGCAGACUUCUAUAGUCCUAGAUAUGAUGAUUUUGAUAUUCAACCUCUGCUAGAAAAUAAUCGGAUAUUGAUAGGCUACACGAAGUGUUUUCUUGAUCAGGGGCCUUGUACACCGGAGGCGAAAGAUUUUAAAAAAGCUAUACCUGAAUCUUUGGAGACAUCUUGUGGAAAAUGUUCACCAAAACAGAAGCAAUUAAUAAGAACAGUGAUAAGAGCCAUAAUUGACAAUCACCCUGACGUCUGGGAACAAUUAGUGCAUAAAUAUGAUAAGGAUAAAAAAUAUAGAGAUACUUUUAAUAAAUUUAUUGAAUCCAAUGACUAA
Messenger RNA from Zerene cesonia (dogface butterfly), 369 nucleotides. RefSeq names its product ejaculatory bulb-specific protein 3-like (gene CSP11). The transcript has 2 exons. The record is from RefSeq and is a predicted model, not a curated record. Lineage: Eukaryota; Metazoa; Arthropoda; Insecta; Lepidoptera; Pieridae. Bases 1 to 369 code for a protein of 122 amino acids.